Messenger RNA from Hepatospora eriocheir, 144 nucleotides. The record is from the annotation of a GenBank genome assembly. NCBI's taxonomy places the organism in Eukaryota, Fungi, Microsporidia, Hepatosporidae.
AUGAUUUUAUUUUUUUAUUUAUUUUUAUUAAAACACAUGAGCUUGUUUGAUGAAAUCAAAUUGCUGAAAAUUAAUCUUAGAUAUGCCUGGAAAUGGAAACUUAAAGAAGAUUUCUGUCUUAUUUGCCAACAAGACUUUUAUUCU